UAUUGUAACACACAGCUGGCUAUUGUACUUGUAUCGAUAUCAACAAGUCAACAUCGUCAAUUAUCGAAGUAUCAAUUGCUCCAGAAUCGAGUGUAAAUCUAUUUUGGAAACAAGGGAAUUCAACUUUAACAAUAAACUGCGUAUUUCAUCAUAACAAAAAAAAUGUUGCUGCGACUUGCAUUGGCGAAGGCUCCAUCGAGCAGCUUGCUCUUGGCUAAGUCCUCGAGAAUUAAUCUAAAUGUAGUGCGCAACUAUGCUCGUGGUCCAGUGCGCACCACACGCAAUCCCGGAACCGUGGAUCGGACACAGAUGCGAACUCAACCCACACUCAAGGAGAAGCUAAUGGGCCCACCAAGUGCCAAUGCUUUUUCAUUGGGCAAAGGCGCUGCCGCGGGCGCCGCUGUCGUCGGUCUGGGUGCCCUUUGCUAUUACGGCGUCGGCAUGGGCAAGCACACAAGCAUUGCAGAUAACGCCAUCAUGUGGCCGCAGUAUGUAAAGGAGCGCAUACAAUCGACAUACGCUUUCUUUGGUGGCUCCUGCCUGCUGACUGCAGCCUCUGCUGCUGCUGUCUUUCGAUCACCUCGCCUUCUCUCGCUGGCCUCGCGUGGAGGCAUUGUGGUGCGCUCCAAUCGAAGCUAUAAUACAACCGGUUGGACAAGGGGCAAGGCUCAAGACACAACGGCAGCCGCGACAGCAACAGCCGCCGUAGCGAACGUAACGCAAAGGGGAAAAGUUGAAGAGAAGGUGGAGGUGGACGAUAACUAUAACCGUGAAAUGGAACGACGUUAUCUAAAGAACCCAUUUAAUGAUUUCUCCGGCGGUGAAAAUACGCCCUUUGCCACCGAUGAAGAGCACAUAAAGACGUUGAUAUGCACCUACGUAGAUGCCAUAUUGGAACAUUGUCAUCCCAAUAGCGACGAAGAGGAUAAUCGAGGUGAUUUGUAUGUGGGCAAUGCUGGCAUUGCCUACAUGUUCUGGAAGCUUAAUAGCUGCGAGCAAACCCGUGAACUCUAUCCGGCAUUGGAGCACGCGGCGGCCUUCAUACGUAAUGCCAAAGCAAAUGCAAAACGCUAUAAGAAAAGAUCAGCUGAACGAUAUUCCUUUCUCUGUGGCAAUGCAGGCAUCUAUGCCGUCUCCGCAGCCAUAUCACAGGAAUCGAAGAAUACGGAGGAAUUAUCCACAGACUUGGCCAACUUUAAGUCGGGCAUUCCAUCAAGCAAAGAGUUCAUGCAUACGAAAUAUGGUUGUGAUGAGGUGCUAGUGGGACGAGCAGGCUAUCUAUCUGGCUGCUACUGGCUCAACGACGUGCUGCCGGAGAAAAAGAUCACGGAUGAUGAUCUCGUCUCUAUUUGCCAGCUAAUCAUCAACAGCGGGCGAGAGUAUAGUAAAUUGAAUAACUCUCCAUUGCCAUUGAUGUACCAAUACCAUGGCACGGAGUAUCUGGGCGCUGCUCAUGGCCUUUGCUCUAUUUUGCACAUGCUCUUGGAUAGCCCAUGGUUUCGUACGGUUCCCAUAUCGGCGCCCGCUGCUGAGCUACGAGAUAUCAAGCGUUCGAUUGAUUUUUUUCUGGAACUGCAGGAUGGUGAGGGAAACUUUCCGGUAGCUCUGGAGGAUUUGCGUUCGGGCCGGGACAAGCGACUUGUCCAUUGGUGUCAUGGUGCCCCUGGCGCUGUCUAUCUGAUGGCCAAAGCCUAUCUAAUCUUUAAGGAGGACAAAUACAUUAUGUCGCUGCGUCGCGCCGCGGAUUUGGUGUGGAAGAAGGGAUUUUUGCGCAAGGGGCCGGGCAUUUGCCACGGCGUAGCCGGCAAUGGUUACGUCUUCCUUCUCCUCUUUCGCUUGACCAAUGAAAUGAAGUACCUGUAUCGUGCUCACAAAUUUAUGGAACUCUUAACCAAUUCUGAGUUUAAGCAACGUGCGCGCGUUCCUGAUCGACCGCACAGCCUAUACGAGGGAGUCGCUGGAACCGUUUGCUUCCUUGUCGAUCUCCUUGAGCCGGAACAAGCUUAUUUUCCCUUUAUGGAUGUCUUUCAUUAGAUAAUCCUAGCCACAUCCCUUUCCUCCUGCUUCCCAUUCCUUAUCUAGUCAAUUUUUUUUUCUUCAAAUUCAGCGCCUAUCUUGUUGAUAUUGCUGCUAGUGAAGAAUAAUUCUUCAAUUCAAUUUACACUCAAAUUUGUAGGUGUCCUGGUAUCUCUUCAUAUUUACUUUUUUUGUUGUAUAUCUAAAAUAUCUACCGCGCUCUUUAUCGCCUCUCCCACACACUACAUUUUGAUUGCGUGGUUCAAUCAUAUUCUCAUAUCAAAAUUCUCUGUGCUUUAAGCUAAGCAAUUAAAUAUUAAAUAAUACGCAUACAUAAAUAUUCAGAUAUA
Molecule: messenger RNA, 2366 nt
Organism: Drosophila hydei
Lineage: Eukaryota; Metazoa; Arthropoda; Insecta; Diptera; Drosophilidae
Product: lanC-like protein 3 homolog
Exons: 6
Coding region: 163-2034 (623 amino acids)
Biological process (GO): peptide modification; carbohydrate metabolic process
Cellular component (GO): plasma membrane; mitochondrial inner membrane
Source: RefSeq, a predicted model, not a curated record